Portunus trituberculatus (swimming crab) is the source of this 1971-nucleotide messenger RNA. RefSeq names its product NADH dehydrogenase [ubiquinone] flavoprotein 1, mitochondrial-like. The record is from RefSeq and is a predicted model, not a curated record. Bases 103 to 1491 code for a protein of 462 amino acids. The transcript has 8 exons. NCBI's taxonomy places the organism in Eukaryota, Metazoa, Arthropoda, Malacostraca, Decapoda, Portunidae. Gene Ontology annotation, biological process: mitochondrial electron transport, NADH to ubiquinone. Gene Ontology annotation, molecular function: NADH dehydrogenase (ubiquinone) activity; 4 iron, 4 sulfur cluster binding; FMN binding.
CUCAACGGCUAGUCGCCAAAACACACUCCAGAGGUGGCGAGAGACGUCACUAGUUACAAGACGGUGUUGAGGCUCGCAAACACUACGUAUCAGCUGACUGCAAUGGCAGGUCUCUCUCGUUUUGCCCCGGUUUUAAGGACCACACUUAAUCGUGGUAUCUGCAGUGUUUUGAUGAAGAGGAACAACUCAAACAAGGUAUAUGGACCCUUAGCAGAUGAAGAUCGUAUCUUUACUAAUCUGUAUGGUCGCCACGACUGGCGACUAAAAGGAGCCAUGAGUCGAGGUGACUGGUACAAGACCAAAGAGAUUUUGAACAAGGGUCAUGAGUGGAUUCUUGGAGAAAUCAAGACUUCAGGACUGCGAGGCCGAGGAGGUGCUGGCUUUCCCACUGGCAUGAAGUGGAGCUUUAUGAACAAACCGUCAGAUGGGCGUCCAAAAUACCUGGUGGUAAAUGCAGAUGAAGGUGAGCCUGGUACCUGCAAGGACAGAGAAAUCAUGCGACAUGAUCCUCAUAAAUUAGUGGAGGGAUGUCUGGUGGCUGGUCGGGCAAUGGGAGCCAGGGCUGCAUAUAUUUAUAUCCGAGGUGAAUUUUACAAUGAAGCUUCCAACAUGCAAGUUGCCAUCAAUGAGGCGUACAAGGCAGGUUUCCUAGGCACGAAUGCUUGCGGAUCAGGCUAUGACUUCGAUGUUUUCAUGCAUCGGGGAGCUGGAGCUUAUAUCUGUGGGGAGGAGACUGCCCUCAUUGAGUCCUUGGAAGGCAAGCAAGGAAAGCCCCGUCUUAAGCCUCCAUUUCCUGCUGAUAUUGGAGUGUUUGGUUGCCCAACAACUGUGGCAAAUGUGGAGACUGUUGCUGUAGCACCGACAAUCUGUCGUCGUGGAGGAAACUGGUUUGCAACCUUGGGCCGUACACGUAAUAGUGGCACUAAACUCUUCAACAUCUCUGGCCAUGUGAACAACCCAUGUACAGUAGAAGAGGAGAUGUCUGUUCCCCUUAAGGAAUUAAUUGAGCGUCAUGCUGGAGGAGUCACUGGUGGCUGGGACAACUUGCUAGGAGUCAUUCCAGGAGGCUCAUCCACCCCAGUCAUCCCUAAACAAGUUUGUGAGGAGGCUGUUAUGGACUUUGAUGGAUUGGUGGCUUGUCAGACUUCACUGGGCACAGCAGCUGUCAUUGUUAUGAAUAAGCAGACAGACAUUGUGAAGGCCAUUGCUCGUCUUAUUGAGUUUUACAAGCAUGAGUCCUGUGGUCAGUGUACUCCAUGCAGAGAGGGUGUCAAUUGGAUGUACAAGAUCAUGACAAGAUUUGUAAAGGGAGAUGCUCGGCCAGAGGAGAUUGAUGCUUUAUGGGAAGUAUCCAAGCAAAUUGAAGGACAUACCAUUUGUGCUCUGGGUGAUGGUGCUGCUUGGCCUGUGCAGGGACUUAUCCGCCAUUUCCGGCCAGUCUUGGAGGAGCGUAUGGCAAAUUAUGCUGCUACCAAGGCUGUGGCCAACUAGAAAAACAGAUCUAUGUAGGAAUGAUUUGAGAUGUAGAUAGUGGUUACUGUAAUGUAAUGGUAGCUCAGUUAUCAAUUGAAGGUUAUUUUCAUUUGUUAUGUUUGUUGAAUAACUAAUUACAUGUACUAUUAUUUUUUUGUAAUCAUUAUUUUGUACUUAUUCAUGUUUUCUUAUUAUUACUAUUAUUUAUUUAUUAUUUUAUUUUAUUUUUUCUUGAAUUUCUUUUUUCAUUUUCUUUCACAUCUUUUAUUCUACUUUUUUUCUGACUGUAUAUAUAAAUACAUUUUUACUGCUUGGUUACAAAAUCAGGAUUAAAUUUGGUGUUUGAUUAUUAUGACAAAAAGAUGUGUUAAAUUUUCCAUACACCUAAUAGUAGAAUCUGUUUUUAGAUAAGAUUUAUUAAUGAACAUCAUGAAUUUAUUUAAAUUGUCUGUAAAUCAACCAAGAUUAGAUAUUAAUAGACUUCAGUUGUACAUAAAA